GGGCACUUCCGGGAUAAAACCUGAUACUAAAAACAACAUCUGUUUCAAAGUUCAUUAUACUAACUUGCAUCGUGUAAAGACUUGAUUAUCGAUUUCAGUAGAUGAAAAAUAUCACAUAUUACAUAUUUCGGGAAAAAUCAAGUGAUGUCAGGCAACGUCAGACAAAGAAAAGGGGAUAAAUCGUCAAAUUUGAAAGAAUUUCAAAAUGAAAACAUUGAGACCAAACAAAAGAAAGGAACAAGUUUCUGUCCACGAUUAUGCCUCUUUCUUGUUACAUCUACAAUAUUGAUGAGUGUGGGUUUGGUCAUCGCAGCACUCGUUUUACCAUCCCCAAUCACACCAAGACCAUACAGUCUGCCGUCACCCCCACCAAAGCUGGAAGGUCCACUUGCACCAAACACAAGAUUACAAGAUGCAACGCGACUAUUUGAGAAUGAAAUUCUAGGACCAGAAUCAAUCUUUGUAAAUAAAGAGUAUAUCUACACAGGUACUGCAGAUGGCAGAGUUGUGGAGAUUUUUAAAGGCAAACAGAGAACAUUGGCGCGACUAGGAAAUCCUCCGUGUGGGGGUCCAGAAAAUGAACCUCAUUGUGGCAGACCCCUUGGUAUGAAAAUGGAUAAAGAUGGCUAUCUCAUAGUGGCGGAUGCUUAUUUUGGACUAUUCAAAGUCAAUGUUGCUACAGGGGACUUUACUGUUCUAUAUAACAGCACUUCCACACCGAUCAGUAGCCACUUUAUAAGAUUAAUGAAUGAUCUUGAUAUACAUUCCGACGGCACUAUAUAUCUGUCUUCAUCCAGCUCAAAGUUUUACCGACGAGAAUUUCCGUAUAUCAUGCUUGAAGGACAGCCAGAAGGAGGAAUCUAUGCAUUUGAUCCAGUAACGAGCCACAUGACUCAACUUCUAGGAGGCCUAUACUUUGCCAAUGGUGUCACCCUGACUAAAGAUGGAAAAUAUUUAUUAAUAGUGGAGACAGUAAAAUGUCGUAUUUUAAAGUACCAUCUAAGUGGAAUAGAAAGUGGAAAACUGGAGAUUUUUGCUGAUAAUCUGCCAGGUGUCCCUGACAACAUUAGACGCAGCUCAAAAGGAGGCUACUGGGUCGCCAUGGCAGCAGUUAGACAUCAAGGAAUGUUUAAUCCUGUUGAUUUCUUAGCAGAAAACCCGUGGUUCAGAAAUCUGAUUGCAAAGUUUAUACUAAAGUCACUUAUGACAAGGUUUUUCUCUGCGAUUUUGCCCGAAUAUGGACUUAUACUGGAGUUAGAUGGCCAAGGCAAAAUUGUACAAAGUUUACAUGACCCAUCUGGUAAAGUGGUGCCAUCUGUUAGCGAAGUAGAGGAGAGUGGGCCAUUUUUAUAUCUUGGAUCAUACGCAUUGCCCUACUUCACAAAAUUACUAAAGAAAUAGGACUUUUUGAGAAAAUAGAAUUUCAUCAACGAAUAACAUUGGAAAAUUGGAACUAUUUUUUAAGAAGUACUGUGAUAUAAAACGUUUAUUAGCUUUCGUUGUGUUGUGAGAAUAAUGAGAAACAGAGAUGUAAUUGGAUGAACUAAUGUCAAGCCAUCUUGAGCCAUAGAACGGGUCAUUUCAUUCCAUACAAUGUAUAUUUAUUUAUUUUAUGCAGGAGAAUGGUUGCCAGAAAAGUGAGUGGAGGCCCAUCUUGUUUAAAUAGAAUAACCCAUUUUUGAUAUGAUUGAUUGUUGUUCAGUUUCUCUAUAUCCAUUUUGAUUCUUCAAAACUUUUGAAAAAAGUUGCGAAUGUGGACACAUCCAAAUCUGAGAACUUUUAG
This is a messenger RNA of Owenia fusiformis, 1783 nucleotides long. Lineage: Eukaryota; Metazoa; Annelida; Polychaeta; Sabellida; Oweniidae. The record is from the annotation of a GenBank genome assembly.